Centropristis striata (black sea bass) is the source of this 1596-nucleotide messenger RNA. Its product is annotated as G-protein coupled receptor 151. The record is from RefSeq and is a predicted model, not a curated record. The coding region runs from base 127 to 1260 and encodes 377 amino acids. The transcript has a single exon. Gene Ontology annotation, cellular component: membrane. Gene Ontology annotation, molecular function: G protein-coupled receptor activity. Gene Ontology annotation, biological process: G protein-coupled receptor signaling pathway. Lineage: Eukaryota; Metazoa; Chordata; Actinopteri; Perciformes; Serranidae.
CUCUUCCUCCGGGACGUUAAAUCUGCGGAGAAACCCCCAAAGAAAAACAUUUAAUUUCAUUUGUGGACUGCAUUUUUUUCCUUUUUUACUUUAAGGAUCUGAAACUUUCAAGUCUCAGCGGAGGAGAUGGAUAUUAAUCGACCGGCAAAUGUGUCCUUUUUUGAUUUCGUUGGAGGAGUUCAACUUCUCCAGGGGGAGGACACCAGGACAGCCAUGCCUAUCAUCCUCAUCGGGAUCUGCGUGUCUGGAGCGGUUGGGAAUUUGCUCGUUUUGCUGAUUUUCAUCCGUGACUUUAGAAACGGGAAGGGCUCGGAGGUAAAAACGCUCCUCGCCUCUCUGGCCUCCACGGACUUGGUCAUCCUGCUGCUGUGCGCCCCCGUGCGCGCCGUCACCUACUACAAGCAGACCUGGACCUUGGGGAGUUUUGUCUGCAGCACCACGGACUGGUUCCAGCACUCGUGUGUGGUUGCCAAAACUUUAAUCCUUGCGGCCACCACUAGAGCCAAACAUACUUUGGUCCCCAGCACCGCCGCGCGGCCCCUCUCCAGCCCGACGUGGAUUCACGGAGCCCUGGCGUUCAUUUGGAUUGUGUCGAUGAUGUUUCCGAUCCCCCAGAUGCUUUUUGCCUCUUUGGUGCAGCAUGGCCGCGACACUAUUUGCGUCUCUGAAAUGCCAGUGUGUGCGUCUGACUUCAUGAGUUUGUUCUACAAGAUUUAUCCAACUGCAACCUUUGUGGUGCCCGUCAUCUUCACCAUUGCCUACUACACAAAAGUGCUGCACACCGCGGUGAACCACGCACCGAGCCCGCAGCAUCAGAGCAAAGUCACCCUGGUUUUACUGUGUCUAAGCGGCGCACUCGGGCUUAUGCUGCUCCCAGAGUGGGGCACAUUCACCUGGAUCAGGCUUGGGUACAACAAACCUCCUGUGGGUUUGAUCAUCUUUGCGCAAGUCCUCCUUUACGCAUGCAGCUCGCUCUCUCCGGUGAUCUUAAUGACCAUGUACGACGACGUGCGCCAAGGACUCAUCACCAUCUGGUUCAUCGUGACCUGCAGGGGUUCAAAGCAGCUCCCCAGCAAUAAAUUGCCCAAAACGGAGGGCAACGGGGCAGAAAUCGGAGCCAACGCCGUCGCCAACGCGGUCUCACAGGAGAAGGAGAAGACCUUCCCAGAUGUGGAGCACUUUUGGACAGGGCGCAGGAAUACGCACGUCGAAGAGGAGCAGGAUCCGGUUCCGUGGGAGAGAGAGGAGAAAAUGUUGUAGUGAAUAAAAGUGAAAGUGUUUAUUUCUUAGCAGAAGAGUUGUUCUCAACUGGUUUCUAUAGUGUGUUGACCCACAGUGCAGACCCUCGUUGAACGGCUGUUUGCUGUCGUGAACUUGAUUAGAUGUAAAAUAAACUAUCAUAUUUUGAUGUUACACAUGUUUCUACUUUGAUUAUCUGUUCUCGCCUGCAGUAUUGCUGCUCUGUCAAGUAGCACACCUUUAUUAGAGGAGGUUUUUGAUCAAAAAUGAAGUCAAUGUAAAUAUCCAGGACACUCGAGCACUCGACUUUGUUGUGAUUGUGUACUUGUGACGCAUAAUAUGGAUAUUAAAACAUUC